CAUAUUAUUGAUAAUCGAACAUCGUGCUGGCCACAGGUGGGAAACGCCAUGGAUGAAAGUGGACAUCACCGUCGCCGAAACCGGAACCCUCCCUCUUCCCAUUCUUCUUCAUUCACCGGAACAGGAGGUUUUCGUCGUCGCGAACUCUCUUCUCAUCCGACCAAAUCCUCGAACUUUGUUUCGAGCACUUCAACCAGCAGUCUUAACAAUUCAAGGGAUCUCAAGCAAAUCCCUAAUUGGAAACACAGAAGAAAUAGUAGCCAAGAAGAGAAGGGAGAAGAAGGAGGGACCGAUGAUUCCUUUACUCCUGUAAUUGGAACUUGCCUUUUCAUGUGUCCAGAAGGGGAGAGGACUCAACGGGAGCGGCUACGAGAUUUGGCUGUUUUUGAGAGGUUAAAUGGAGAUCCUAGAAAAACAUCACCAGAUUUAGCUGUCAAAAAGUUUUGUAGAACUAUCUCCAACAAGUAUAUCCAAGCAUCAGAUGUGCGGCCUCUUCCAGUUUUGGAAGAUACAUUGAAAUACCUUCUAGACUUGCUGGAUUCCAGCGAUCAUCCUUUCGAAGUUGUUCAUGACUUCAUUUUUGAUAGGACAAGGUCCAUUAGGCAGGAUCUUAGCAUGCAGAAUAUUGUCAAUGAAAGAGCCAUCCACAUGUAUGAGGAAGUGGUAAAAUUUCAUAUAAUAUCUCACCUCAAGCUUCAAAGUUGUAGUGGAUCAAACAUUUCUUCUUUGCGUUACCUCAACAUGGAGCAGCUUACCAAGGCUUUGGCCUCUUUAUAUAAUCUAUAUGAUUUAAAUCGGAACGUCAACUCUGUUUUUGAGAAUGAAGCUGAGUUCCGUUCAUUUUAUGUGCUUCUGCACCUUAAUUCUAGGAGCCAACCAAUGGGUGAGUCACUUUCUUUGUGGUUACGUCUCUUGCCGUCUUCAAUCAUCAAGUCAAAAGAAAUGUGUUUUUCCCGGAGAGUUUUACGAUAUUUCCGGAUGGGUAAUUAUAAGUCUUUUUUCUGUACCAUAGCUGGAGAGGCAUCAUAUCUACAGUACUGCAUUAUGAAACUUUACAUAGGCGAGGUAAUCAAAUAUAUCCAAUUUUGUCUUAAGCUUUUUGUGUCAUCCUCAUUUCACUUUUGGACACUAUCCUUUUUAACCUUAGCAUUGACCAAAUUGAUCUGCACAUAAUUAUAAUAUGUAUGUCAAUAGCAUAUGGUUAAAGUUUGCAUAAGUUGGGAUGAAAUUUGCAGCAAGAAAAAAGCAGUGUUUACUUGCUCCAUCUUCCUAUUAUGAUUGUUGACACUUGUUCAUGAUGCUGCCUACAAAACAUAUUGAUAACGCUUCCUGCAUCUACGUUUUUUUCUCGGAUACCAUAAAGGUUCGAGCUCUGGCAGUUUCAUAUAUAAACAAUUGCUGCUACAAGCUUCAUCCAUAUCCUUUGACACACUUGUCGAAACUUUUGAUGAUGAAGGAAUCAGAUAUGGAAUCCUUAUGCAAUGCAUGUGGUCUUGAAACCACAGCAGACGAAAGUGGAAAUAAGUUGUUACCAACCAAGCAAACAACUUUUUGUAUUCCCAAGGAAGGAUUUCAAAGUUAUGACCUUUUAGGCUUGCAAGAAUUUGAGAGGUGACUGCGAUGGGUUUUCUGGUCUCCUGUUGUUGUUUUGGCAGUCAUCAAUGUUUAGGUAGUAAAGAAAGAUCAUCAAAAUCAUCAUCCAAACACUGCCUGUAAAGUAAGAUAAUUUAUAUUUGUACACUAGGAAUAAUCAUUCCCAACAAGCUUUCAAUG
Rubroshorea leprosula is the source of this 1773-nucleotide messenger RNA. The record is from the annotation of a GenBank genome assembly. NCBI's taxonomy places the organism in Eukaryota, Viridiplantae, Streptophyta, Magnoliopsida, Malvales, Dipterocarpaceae.